AUGGAUACAGGUCUAUUACAAUAUUUCUUCGUGGCUUCGAUUCUUCUGGCAGGACUGGUUGCUAGUUUAGUGCCGAUAAAGGUAAGAAAAGGACAGUGAAAAACGAGUUACGACAACCUUUUACUUCUGACCGUAUUUCUAGAUAUAUCAAAUUUUAAACAACCGCAUGCGACAGAGUUUACUAGGUAAUAAUCGCAAAGAAUCCAGCCUCUCGCAGUGGAUCUCUUGUCUUUCUUGCUUUGCUGGUGGAGUAUUUCUAAGCGUUAUAUUUCUACAUCUGUUGCCAGAUGCACAGUAAGUCAAGUCAAUAAUGUGUUACAUAACUGUUGAUUUAAUUUUCAGUGAAUCUUUGACGGUUAUUCAAAAGAAAGGGGUCUUUGUGACAAGAUACCCGGUCGUCGAGAUCAUCUCGUUAUUGGGAUUCUUUCUUGUGUACAUGACGGAAGUGUUGAGCGAGACGUGUGUUACGCAAAGAACCGUUACUCAUGAUCAAACUAUUGUCACUAAAAACCCAGCAAUCUUGAGGAGACGGAGGGCAAAUACAACGACAAUUGAUGACAAAUGGUAAGUACAGUAUGGUUGACAAAAGAAAAGAAAAACUUGCAGUGAGAUCCACGAAGAUGGUCAUGACUUUACCCCACCGCCAAUGGAAUCGCCCUAUUACUCAGCAUCAUCCAUUCCCAGUACAACCGCAAUGUCUCAACGAGAGCGUACUCUGAUUGUCAGAACUAUUACCUUCAUUACAGCUCUCGUAUUUCAUUCCAUGGUCGAAGGAUUUGCAUUUGGAGUUCAGCAUAAUUCCAGUACGAUUAUAUCCUUAUUUGUUGGAAUAAUUGUUCACAGAACAAUUGUGGCCUUUUCUGUCGGCACCAGGAUGAUCAAUUGCCACCCAAAAAGACCGGUCUUUGUGAUCUCUCUUGCCAUUGUCUUCGCUGUGAGCUCGCCAUUGUUCUCGGUGCUGGGAAUGAUCGUUAAAGAGUCAGCUAUCGAUGAGCUGUUCAAGGAAGAGAUAUCUCUUGUUUUAAUUAGCUUAUCCAUUGGGACGUUUUUGUAUAUCGCUUUCUUUGAGGUAACUGUGCAAACAACAACUUUUUUAAUUUUUUUACGCCAUACAAGUUGAUUAUUACAGAUGCUGGCGCCAGAAAAGUCGAAUGGAAAUUACGCGGUCUCUAAAUACAUUUCAACAUUGGCUGGUUUCUUUGUUAUUGCGAUUGUAAUAUACUUUGAAUAGAAGUAAAAUGUACAUAUCUUUAUUUCUUGAACCCACUGACUUUAAGACCAAAGAAUUUCUAAGUUAGGCUACGAAUCAACCUAUCCUUUAGAUCGUUCAACAUAUACUGAUCCGCAGGCCCGCUUCGAAUGGUCUCACGUCUGCCUGUAAUCCCCUAAGGCUGUCAACGCUAUACUAUUUCGAAAAGUUAGAGCUUAAAUCGCAUUUUUAUAAUGCAAUGGACACUCUCUUGCUGCAGUCUAUCUUGAUCUUUAUUUUACUUGUCUCGGCGUUGCUGGCUAGUCUGUCGCCGCUUAAGGUAAGCUGUUUUUAUGCACUUUUUCUUCUCUAAAUAUGUCUCUUAACCAAGGUUACCUGCAAAAACGAAGGAAGACUAGACUAAUCGAUUACGUUUUGAAGCAAACGGCCCAGCCCAUAUAGUAAACUUUUGAUAGCUUUUGUCAUAAGCUACCCUUUUCGAAAACUUCAAAAAUACACCAAAGAAAACAUGUCACAGUGUGAUGCAUAUUAAGCAUCAACAAAAUGGAAAGCGUUAGAGAUCUCCACCUCUUACUGAUUUUGUCGAUUUUCUUAAUUACUUCGUUGGCUGCGAUCUUGCCGAUCAGGGUAUGGAUUUCUAAAUUUAGCUCAAUUUUUCUACCGAUUCACAUUGGAAAAGACGUUUCUUAUGUAUACAAAUCGGCUUCAUUGAAACGGUCCGUAAUUAAAGUCACGAUAACUAUCAGUCUGUCGGAAAAAUAACGGCGGAUUGUCGCAGCGAAAUGUCUCGCCUCGCCGCUGUCGCGCACCAAAUCCCAAGCCGCGGCUUGCAGUCGCAAAGCAAUGAUGGGCGAUUCCGAGGCGCGACGAUCCGCCGUUAUUUUCCCGACAGACUGAUAAGAUCCUCCUCCGGCUCUGAAUCUUUAUUCAAUCUUUAUUUUUGCGAAGCCACUACCAAGAAAACGCUUGCAGAUUUCGCAGCCAAUACUUUGAAGAAGCGGUAUAUGGCCUUGAAAAGUUUCUACAACGUUCGAAACAGACGUUAGAUCGCAUGCAGAACUCUUAUACCGAUUAACUCGCAAUUUUUAGAUCUACACUGCAUUACGAAAAAGAUUGAUCGACAACAGAGAUCCACACGAUGAUUCUCCGUCUAUCCUCAGCCAUUGGAUUUCUUGUUUGACAUGCUUCUCGGGCGGUGUCUUCCUUGGUGUUAUAUUUUUACAUUUACUGCCUGAUGCGCAGUACGUAAGGCCCCCGGAAUUACCUACCUGACUAUUACUCGCUUUUAGUGAAUCACUACGGGUUGUCCAAAGCAAGCAUGUGUGGAAGUCAGAAUAUCCACUGGUGGAGAUGAUGACGUUAUUUGGCUUCUUCUUUAUAUACAUGAUCGAGGUUGUGAGCGAGACUUGUUUCACACAAAGCGGGGUAAAACAUAAGCAUAAAUUGGUGACCAAAUUUUCCGAGAUCAUUCGAUUUAACCAUAAAAGUGACAGCGCAUCUUCUAGUAAGAGGCAAGUAAACCCAUUUUGUAUCAGUAAAUAUCAAUAACCCACUUUUCAGCGAUGUCAAACACGAGGUAUCUUCAACAUGUUCUGAACAGGGUCAGAAACACUGCAAAUGCAUUCCAAGGAUACCACGGAAAGAGAGGACUCUAAUUAUUCGAUCCGUCACGUUUAUUACAGCUCUGGUAUUUCACUCGAUGGUAGAAGGCUUUGCAUUCGGUGUUCAGAAGAAUGCACGGGCCAUCACAACCUUAUUUGUUGGCAUUAUUGUCCAUCGAACCAUAGUUUCUUUUUCGGUCGGGACAAGAUUAGUAAAUUGUCAUCCAAACCGACCGAUCUUUGUCGUUGUUUUGGCCUUUAUUUUCUCCGUGAGCUCGCCAUUAUUCGCAGUGGUAGGAAUGUGUGUUAGGGUAAGCAUAACUAACUGAAAUGUGUCUAAAACGCUUUUAUAUAUUUCCAGCAAUCAGCAAUCAACGAGCUCUUCAAAGAACAAAUUACAUUUAUUCUAAUCAGUCUAUCAAUUGGAACAUUCUUGUACAUUGCAUUCUUUGAAGUGAGUUCUUAUCUAUUAUAUUUCUUUUAGCUGUUUGCUUGA
Molecule: messenger RNA, 3307 nt
Organism: Bursaphelenchus xylophilus (pine wood nematode)
Lineage: Eukaryota; Metazoa; Nematoda; Chromadorea; Rhabditida; Aphelenchoididae
Source: the annotation of a GenBank genome assembly